AUGGAUACUGCAUAUGACUUUGUCGUUAUUGGCGGCGGUACAGCUGGCCUGGUGCUUGCUUCUCGACUCAGCGAGGACCCCAGCAUCUCUGUCCUGGUUCUUGAAGCAGGCGCCGACCUGACAGCAGAUCCUCGCGUGAACAUUCCCAUAUUUUAUGCUGCACUGCUUGGAUCUGAUGCUGAUUGGAAAUUCCAAUCUUCCCCUCAGCCGGGCCUCAAUGGAAGAGUGCUUGGUCUCAACCAGGGCAAAGCACUUGGAGGAUCCAGUUCAUUGAAUGCACACGUGUUUGUUCCUCCUUUCAAAGGAGCUGUUGACGCAUGGGAGGAACUCGGUAACCCUGGAUGGAAUUGGUCUAAGUUAAAGGACUAUUUCUCUAAGGUCUAUAGCAGUCCGACUGUAGCACAGGAUGCGAAAGAAAAUCUGGCAAUUGAGGACUGGCCUGGAUUGAACGAAGCGAAAGGUCCAAUCCAAACAUCUUUUGGUAACAAGACACACCCUAUUCGCAGGGCAUGGGCCGAACUGUUCCGCAGCAGUGAGCAACACAAUGCCGGGGAUCCGUUCAUCCACAGCUCUGUAGGCUCAUUCAGUUGUCUUGCUAGUAUUGACUCGGAGGGUAAGAGAAGCAACUCUGCCUCGGCCUAUUAUAAGCCUGCUGAGUCUCGACAAAAUCUUCAUGUUCUUACGAACUCAUUCGUUGAGAGAGUUCUGUUCGAUGAAAGCAAGCCUCCCAGAGCUAUUGGAGUCCAAUACAAUCUCGAUGGUGUCUCAAAGGCUGUCCAGGCAAAGAGUGAAGUUAUACUCGCUGCUGGCGCUUUCCAAUCUCCUAAAAUCCUCCAACUUUCAGGAGUUGGUAGAGCAGAACUUCUUGAACAGCAUGGCAUCGAUAUAGUCAUGGACCUUCCUGGAGUUGGGCAGAAUCUUCAGGAGCCUGAAGCCAUUAGUCAGGCAAUGCAGGAAUACGCUGCCACGCAAUCCGGGCCCCUAGCGUCACUCGGAGUUCACACCUACGCCUAUUUGCCUCUUCCUGAACCGGACAGAAGUGCUCUCCAGACAUUAUUUACGAACGACGCCCCUGAGAGCUCACAGCACAGGGCGACACAAGCCUAUUAUGACAUCGCCAAGACCACUGUUCUUGAUCCCAGGCAACCAUCAGCUGCGUACCUGUCCGCCUUAGGGCAGACGAAUUAUCCCAAAGACCUCAAGGACGGGACUAUUCCAGCUGCUUCGCUUGGAAAGUUCGUCACGCUCGGAGUAAUGCUCUCUCAACCGCUUUCCCGCGGGAGCGUUCAUAUAGAUUGUGAGGUAUUCUUUACUCCUGAUUCUUCACAUUUCACAUGCUACCUUCCAAUACCCCCCGAGCCCUCGAAAAACCGUAAAUCCAUCAAAUCUGACGAAAAGAACUCAAGUACCUGCAACAACCCUGAAAAGCCACCAAUCAUUGAUUCUGGGUACCUGUCGAAUCCUCUCGAUCUGGAAGUCAUGGCACGGCACAUGCUCCGUAUCAAGGAAUUGGCAGAGUCACCUCAGCUUGGGGAGCUGCUCGAACAGCCACUGAAGUUCCGAGACCCAGAUGCAGACUUCCAGGGAGACUUAGAUGCUGCCAGGAAGUAUGCUCGGGACAAUUUAGUCUCCAUGUGGCACUUUGCGGGGACCUGUUCCAUGCUGCCUCGUGAGAAGGACGGAGUGGUGGAUUCUCAUUUGAAGGUCUAUGGUAUCGAAGGCCUGAGGGUUGUGGAUGCGAGUGCUAUCCCGCUUAUAAGCACAGCGAAUCUGCAAGCCACUGUGUACGCAUUCGCGGAAAGAGCAGCAGACCUCAUCAAGCAGGAAUGGAAGAGCAAGUAA
Messenger RNA from Aspergillus oryzae RIB40, 1842 nucleotides. RefSeq names its product GMC family oxidoreductase. Gene Ontology annotation, molecular function: flavin adenine dinucleotide binding; oxidoreductase activity, acting on CH-OH group of donors. The coding region runs from base 1 to 1842 and encodes 613 amino acids. Lineage: Eukaryota; Fungi; Ascomycota; Eurotiomycetes; Eurotiales; Aspergillaceae. The record is from RefSeq and is a predicted model, not a curated record. The transcript has 4 exons.